Molecule: messenger RNA, 1342 nt
Organism: Octopus bimaculoides (California two-spot octopus)
Lineage: Eukaryota; Metazoa; Mollusca; Cephalopoda; Octopoda; Octopodidae
Source: RefSeq, a predicted model, not a curated record
GUCAUAAUGAGUGAUACUUUGCUGAGCGAGAAUUAAUGACUGUAAAAGUUAUAUUUUUUUCCUAUUCAAUAGUAUCUAUGUACAAAUCAGAUGCAAAGCCUUUUACGACGAAGACGAUGCAUUUAAUGAAUAUUUAAGCAUGUAUCGAAACAGUAUCCUAUUCUAUUGAAUAGCAUUGUCUCUACUACAACAGCACUACUUAAGGUAGUUCGACCUCAUGUGGUGGAGUCUUAUUGUCGUCAAUGUUGUCUUUAGAAGCUACGCGGGCUCGAAAAGAUACGGAAAAUAGGAAGAAACGUUAAAGAAGAAACUUGUAACACCGUGUGGAGUGGGACGGAUAAGUUAUUUAAGAACUUAAUCAAUAGGUUCAAUGCGUAAGCAGCACUACAAGUCUCGUGGUCCUUUAACUGACAUCUUGGCCAUCAGUGGAUUAUUUCCCGAAGAAAACAGAAAUGAAGUUGAACAAGAUCUCGCCAAACAAAAAUAUGUCUACUGGAGAUUGAGAGAAAUUAAAGAAGAGUUGAAGGAUCCCAAAUUUCACCGAAUUUUGAAGCGUUUCUCAACUCUGUUUCGUACCCCUGAGAAUAUUAUUUUUCGAUGGUUCUUUUACUGCAAACUCACUAAAAGACGUCAGGUGGAACGAUUUCCUGGGCUUGCAAAACUUAACAAGAAUGAAAAACUAACAGAUGGUUUCGUUUCAAUCUACGAAAAUCGAUCCAUUACAAAAUAUAACAAAAAUGAACUUAUGGAAAAGAUUUCGGGAACUGAGAGUGACGACAGCAAGGACAGUUGUUUAUUCGAAAAACUCAUACGAGAUCUGAAACAUAUACAUUCGGAUGAAAUUCAAGUAAUCAAAGAUGAACUUAUAGCAGAACUCAUAGAUCUGAAACCGGCUUUGGAGGUUGAAUUACGCGCUAUCAAACCGCUUGAUAUCAGCAAAUUUAGAACAAAAAUACCUAUCCCUCAAUUACCCGUUGAAGACAAACACAUUUCAACCCAGCCAUAUACCUUCGGUUUCUUCUGGAAUAAAAGCCGUUUCCAUACACCGCUUCCAUUCCACACUAGGAAGUUAGAGCCAAUUGACAUUGAUCUUUUAGGGUAAAGGAAUUGAUAAUUUAAACAGUACAAUGCUUUAUGCUUAUUUUUCGAGAAUCUGGUUCAUAUGAAACAGUAAGACUUUGGAAACAUUCAGAGAUACGAAAUCAACAGAAUUUUCAGCCCAUGUAUCAGUGACGUCUAGAAACAGUUUAAUAUAUUGAAGAAAUAUUAGAGGAUGAAGAAGAGCAUAAAGCAGACAGCAGAGAUGACAAUGAAACUAAUAACUAUAACUGCAACAAACUGA